AUGUCUGCCUCUUUCUCCUCUGAAAAAGGUUACUCAGAUCUAAAGAAUCUUCUUUACCAUGAUAAUCAUGCCACGCGCAAAGAAAUGUUGGAAUUCAUGGCUUCCGAUCCAAUUUUCAUUCCACGUUAUAACACGAGUUUAGAGUUUCAGCGUGAGUUGGCACUGCAAAGGUUACAACGGUUAGCGGACCGUAAAUUUUUGUCCGUUUUUGACUUUGAAAAGAACCCAUUGAACGUGUUUGCUGUGCAUGAAAUGGCCGGCAUGGUGGACGGUUCAAUGGCGACAAAGAUGACUGUUCAAUGGAAUCUUUUUGGCGGAACAGUGAUUAAACUCGGAACAGAACGUCAUCGCUAUAUUCUUCCUGGGGUCGAUGAUCUUACUAAUAUCGGUUGUUUCGCGUUGACUGAAUUAGGGUAUGGGAAUAACGCGGUUGAAAUGGAAACUACUGCAAUUUUUGACGAAGAAACACGAGAGUUCGUUAUCAAUACUCCUUCUGUACUUGCUCAAAAAUAUUGGAUUACCAAUUCUGCAAUUCAUGCUAAAUGGGCAGUUGUGUUUGCUCAAACUUAUAUUAAGGGAAAGAAUGAAGGAAUUCACGCUAUUUUAGUCAGAAUUCGUGAAGAGAAUAUGACACCCUCUGAAGGUGUUGUCAUUGAAGAUAUGGGAGUUAAAUUUGAAUGUAAUGGUGUGGAUAAUGGAAAACUUUGGUUUAAAGACGUGCGAGUACCUGUUGAUAAUUUAUUAAAUCGGUAUUCAAAUAUUGACGAACGAAAUCAGUUCACAAGUGUGAUUGACAGCCGUCGUGGACGAUUCUUAAAAGUGGCUGAUCAACUUUUGUCUGGUCGAUUGGCGAUAGCUUCAAUGUGUCUGGGAGGGACAAAAGCCUGUCUUUCAAUCGCAUUUCGAUACGCGAAUUCUCGAUUGGCCGUUGGUGCUAGUGGAAAGAGUGAUACUCCGAUUCUCGCGUACCAACUUCAACAACGCGCGUUAAUGCCGUUACUAGCCCACACAAUAGUUCUCAAUAUAGGACUUAAUUAUUGCAAAGACAGAUGGGCUACUCAGGCAAAUGUCUCGGAAGUUGUACGUCUAUGUUGCGUUAUUAAACCGUUAGUCACGUGGAACUUUGAAAACGUUGCUACAACCUCUAGAGAGCGUUGCGGUGGUCAGGGAUAUUUGAGUAUUAAUCGGUUUGGUGGUUUUAUUGGAUUUUCUCAUGCUGGCAUGACUGCCGAAGGAGAUAAUAGUGUUUUGAUGCAAAAAGUGGCUAAGGAAUUGUUAGCUGAUGUCCAGCGUGGUAUUGUUCAAUUACCAUCUGUACCUGAACCUGAAAAAGCUCAAUCAUGGGAUAUAAGUGUAUUGGAUAAUUUAGUGAAUUUAUUCAGGCUACGGGAGCGAAUCUUAUUCAAAGAGCUUCAAUCAAAUAUGUCCAACAAAAUCGGUGUUGAUUUGAAUCUCUUUGAAGUUUGGAUGAAACAAGAAUCCGACACUAUACAAUCCCUUUCCCGUGCACACGGCGAACGAAUAAUCCUUGAGCAAGUUUUAAAGGCAACAAAUGAAUUAUAUGGAGAUGCCAAGACGCUCUUGUCAGUCGUUGCUCGUCUGUAUGCCCUUAAUCAACUUGACACCUAUCUCGCUUGGUACAUAACAAAUGAAUUAGUGACCAUAAAAUCAGCGUUGCUAGUACAGCCGAUGAUCCGAGAAAUCGUCGCUUUUCUGGCACCGCAUAGUAUCCAAAUUGUGGACGCGUUGGGUGUGGAUCCACGUGUUCUUUUUGCACCAAUUGCAAAUGUUCCCCCAAGUGAAACUUGGAUUAAUUAUAAUGCUAAAGAUAAUCAAGGGUUUAUCCCUUCCCCCGCGGGUACGCCCGCCUGGGAACUCCCCGUUCCCCGUCUGGGGGUAAAGGAGGACUGGUGUUUUUAUUUUUAG
Messenger RNA from Ambispora gerdemannii, 1926 nucleotides. Lineage: Eukaryota; Fungi; Glomeromycota; Glomeromycetes; Archaeosporales; Ambisporaceae. The record is from the annotation of a GenBank genome assembly.